Molecule: messenger RNA, 723 nt
Organism: Cladocopium goreaui
Lineage: Eukaryota; Dinophyceae; Suessiales; Symbiodiniaceae
Source: the annotation of a GenBank genome assembly
AUGGCACUGAACAUUGCCCUCCGCCCAUCCCCACCGGGCUACGCCGGAUAUGCUCGUGCCCGGCCGGCUGUCACUACCCCUGCGGCUCCUUACAAGGUGACGCCGGCAGCCAAGCCCCAGCCCAAAACACCAAUGCCAGUCUUUGUUGGUUCUCUGGAAGAUUGGCUUAGACCCGAAGCGAAGUCAUAUCAAGCCCUUCAUUUUCCGAGAAGUCCUUCAUGGCCAAACUACCAAAUGGAGAUUGACCGAUCACUUGCAGACUUUGGCCCUGAAAGUCAGCUGGAGAGAAAGAUCGAAAGGGAACCUGGAAAGGAAUUGGGAUUUAAGCAAGCGGCUGAGGAUCUUCUUCGUGGCAUCCGAUUGCCCGAGGAGCUGCUUGACCUUCUGAGACACGAUGCUGAGCAGCUGGGAAAAACCCUGGCCAUGCUAUGUCCUUGGAACAAACUCUUUCUGCUGAAGCUGGAGCUCAUGGGAGAGCAUAAUUGCCCUCGGUGGCAUCGAGAUAGCUACAUCGGAAGAGGUAUCAUCUCCUACAACCUCUCUGGUACCCAAUACAUUGCAGAGGAACAUGUGAACAUUUGGGAGCUUGAGAAUUGCGGUCACUUGUCUGAAGACAAUAUUGGCUGGUGUAUGAUAUGUAUGUGGGAGCGCACAGGAAUUCGAAUGGGUAGAAUGGGCAGAAUGGCCCAGAAUGGCAACGCCGAAGGCUGUUCAGAAUGGUGA